Bombina bombina (fire-bellied toad) is the source of this 5174-nucleotide messenger RNA. It is a transcript of the gene EFCAB6, whose product is annotated as EF-hand calcium binding domain 6. Bases 1 to 4617 code for a protein of 1538 amino acids. NCBI's taxonomy places the organism in Eukaryota, Metazoa, Chordata, Amphibia, Anura, Bombinatoridae. The record is from RefSeq and is a predicted model, not a curated record. The transcript is spliced from 30 exons. Gene Ontology annotation, molecular function: calcium ion binding.
AUGUAUUUGCAAGUGAAGAACGACAGCAGCCUACAAAUGUUACGCCCACAUACUCAAGGCAUCACCUUUUCUGGAAGAGCUUGGUCUACUCCAAUCAGGACCACGUCACGCUGCAGUAGCGCAUCUUCAGUGCGGUCCUCCCUGAUUUCGUCAGUCAUCUCUGCUCCAGACCCCUCACUUUCUUUGCUGGAUAUUGAACAAAUAUUAUUCAGAAGAGUUAAUGAGAUAGAGGAGGAUUUGAAAAAAGCUUUCAUGACCUUUGAUGAAGAGCGUAACUUUACAGCCACAAAAGGAGAAUUGCGCAGAGUGCUCCAGAAUUUUGUAUUGCCUCUUACACAGUCUCAGUUUGAUGCUUUAUUAACACAGACUCCUGUAAACCCCAAUGGCACCAUUCCAUAUCUUGAGUUCCUGGCAAAAUUUAAGCGAACUGGCACCAGCUCUACAAAAGGAAAAGAUGUGAAAAGGAGGUUGAGUUGUGUCCAAACUGGUGAAGUGUUAACCCUGAAUGAGAUUGAGUCCAAGCUGAGGAGCAUGAUAUCUAAGAAUAUCAAAAACGUAGUUAGAUCCUUCCGUCUUUUUGACUACAAUGGAAACGGUCAAAUACAAAAGCACGAACUCCGACGUGUUCUUGAAAACUGCUGCUUCAAAAUGAAGAAUGUAGAAUUUGAAAAGCUCUGGAAUCGAUACUCUCUAGGCAGAAAAAGCACGCUAGAUUACAGAGAUCUGCUAAAAAAUCUUGGGAUAAAUGCAGAGCUCAACAACAGAUCGUUGACAGAAAAUGUUGAACGAGCGCUGAACUGGGAGGCAACUCUGCUGGAGCAACAGAAGCAAAAAAUAUGGAGACCCCCUUCUUCAUCACAUGGGUUUGUCACAGAGGACAGCAGGAUAGAGCAAAUAGAAGAAGCUUUUAGAAAAAAGGUGUCAACUUCCCAACCAUGUCUGAUAAAAGCCUUUUUGUCAUUCGAUGUUGCUCGUACUGGAUGCGUAUCAUUGGAUGUUUUCAAGUCAGUCAUUAAUAACUUCAUUUUCCAGUUGCCGGAUGAUGUAUUUCCUAAAUUACUACACAGAUUUGGCUUUAAAGAAACUAAUAAUGUCAACUGGGAAAACUUUUUAAAGAAAUUUCAGCAACCUUUGAGAAUUGAAAAUGGACAAACAAUACCUAUAAAGCCAAGUCACAGAGUUUAUUCAGCUAAAUGUGCACCCACCUGGUUAUCAAGUGAUCACAUCCUUCAGAAGCUACAAAGGCACGUACAGGACUCGUAUCCAUCGCUGAAAAACGCAUUUCUUGUGCUCGAUGAGGGCCGCACCGGCAGAAUCAGCAGGAGAGAGCUGCGCAGGAUCCUGGAUUGCAUGAUGUUUCGCGUCACUGAUGAGCAAUUCAAGGAGUUAAUGAUCGUGCUUGACCCAGAGCACACGGGAUUCAUUAGUUACCACCAGUUCCUGGACCUGUUUGAGGAGAGAGAAUCUGUUACAGGUCACAAGUGGCUGAAUAAUACAAGACACCUGGCGAAACAAGCCCCAGUAGUGCUGACCUGGGACAAGAUGGAAAACAUACUUAGCGAAAAGAUCACAAGCAACUGGAAGGAUUUUUACAAAGUUGUGCAAUCACUGGACCCUAAACGAUCUGGAAUCAUUAACCAGGAUGAUUUUAAAAAACUCCUGCAGUCAUAUUGUCCAGCCCUAUCUGAAGAUCACUUUAAGAUAAUAUUUCAUCUUUAUAGUGAUGCAUCUUCCAGCGGAAUAGCAUACAUGGAAUUUCUGCAGAAUUUGGGGGUGUCUUUAUCAUAUGCGGGUGACGUUAAUGGUGUGAGCACCACUAUUUUAGAAGAAAGUCAGCUCCGAGAGGAAUUGAGACAGACGGAUCUGUCUGACAGAAUGCAAGAAAUUGGAAAUCAAGCCAGUAACCUCCUCAAAAAAUUCACAGUGAAAGAAGUUAUUGCUAAGCUGAAGGACUGCGUGACCAAACACACAUUUACUACCAAAGACAGUUUUCUUGCUUGCAACAAAAAGAAAAAUGGCAGCAUUUCCAGAAAAGAUUUCAAAAAGGUUUUGGAAGACCAUGAGUUACAUUUAGAUGAAGAUCAGUUUAAUGAACUUACCGAAAUACUGGGAUUCACCAACGAGGGGCUUAAUUAUCUGGACUUUGUCUCAUUGUUUGAAGUUCAACCAGGGACAGGACCAGGAGAUGUACUACAGAACAGCCCCAACCACCGUGUGAAUAAAGCCAAGUCUUACUACAUGACAGCUGAGGAAUGUCUUAACCAGUUCAUGGAUAAAUUAAGAGAAAACUAUGAGGACACGUACUCUGCUUUCUACAAGAUAGACAGUAACCGUGACGGCUUGGUGACAAUGAGCGAUUUUAGACGUCUACUGGAAAGCUUUAUGUUUAUCAUAAAACAGAGCGAGUUUGAGAGACUUCUGAGUCUAUUAGGACUGAGUAUUAAUUCUACGCUAAACUACAUGGAUUUCCUUCAUUUACUGCAGAAGCAAGAAAAAGCUGAGUGCCCUCCGUGGCUGAAUUCCUUUUACAAGCCAACCCUGAAUGCCGAGUGCGCGGACCUAGCCUGUGAGCAAGCGCAUUACUAUCUUGUGACAAAAGUACAGUGCAGAUGGCAUGACCUGGCCAAGACAUUUUGUGAAAUUGAUAGUGAUGGAAACGGAAUUAUACAGAAGAAGGAUCUAAGGAAAGUUCUCUUCAGAUUUUCACUUCCAAUUACACCAAAGGAAUUUGAAAAGCUUUGGAGUCGGUAUGAUCCAGAGGAGAAAGGCUUCCUGACUCAUCAAGAAUUCCAGCAGAAGCUGGGAGUGAACUUUGCAUCCGUUGACAGCGGCCCAAGUAGACGAAUUGUAGAAGACAACCACACAAGCCUAGAAAAGCACUACAGCAACCAGGAGAAGAUUAGAGAGGAGAUGCACGUGUUUCAUAAGCACCAAACCAAAACUCUGGAUAUAAAAGACCUAGAGCAGCAAAUAAAGGAUAAAUUUAGGGACUAUUUCUCAGAUUUCAGCUCAGCCUUUGCUAAAAUCGAUAAAGAUAAAGACGGCUUCAUUACAGUUGAAGAUUUUUGGAGCACUCUACGGGAUCUUAAUUUCUAUUUGGAUGAAGAUCAGUUCCACAAUCUCUUAUACAGGUUGAGAAUUAAAGUUCACAAUAGCAAACUCUCUUAUUUUGAUUUUCUGAGAAUCAUUGAUGAUGGGAGAGAGUCUAAAUAUGGCCAACGACUGGCCCAGACUGCGCCGACUGAAAACUGCCAAACACUGAGUCCACAGAAAGCCUUAGUGCGACUGCAGGAGAAAGUAAGGUCGUCAUACAAUGAGCUGUGGAAGGCUUUUUCUACAUAUGAUAAGGAUGACACCGGCACAAUAAAAACCUUUGAAUUGCACCAGGUUCUUGACAGUUUCUGUUUUAAGCUAACGGACAAGCAAUUCAAGUAUAUGCUCAGCAAACUGGCUGUGAAUGAUGAUCAGACAAUAGACUGGAAAAUCUUCUUAUACAAUUUCUCUGCAUUCACCGCUGAGCCGUCUGCCACAUGGAUUGAGAGAGUCCAGCACGCCACCCGACCCAAGCCCAUGCAAGAGCUGUCAAUGAAUGACAUAGUGACGCGCAUUCAUGAAGUCAUCACUGCUCGCUUCUACACCAUUAUGCAGGACUUUCUGAAUAUUGACUAUGCAAAUAUUAAUGUGAUUUCAAAGGAAGAUUUCCGAGAUCUUUUCAGCAAGAAUUUCAUGCUCCUCACAGAUGACCAAUUUGAAAACCUUUGGAACACCUUGCCUCUAAAUCCCUACGGAAACCUCAAUUACCAUGAAUUUUUAAAGAAGUUCAGAGGAGAAAUCCCAUUAACUCCAACACAAAAUGGAGUAGCUAGUAACGCAGAAAAAAUAGGCAAACCAAGUUCAGCUGUUAUACCUUGCCAGAGUUCAUCAGGUUCACCAUCUCGGAUCAGACGCCCAAAAACUGCACCUUGUGUCUUAAAUAAAUGUAAUAUUGUUAGUCAACGACCGAGUACAGCUGCAGCGCGCUCAUCGCCGCUUAUAAAUUGUGAAGAGCUCGAAAACAAGCUUAGAAAUUAUCUUCAAAAGAUUUGGCAAGAAGUUCACAAGGCUUGCAGAGAUCAUGAUCCCGAAAGGUCGGGAGAAGUCUCUGCCGCAGACUUCCUAGCGGUUAUGAAAACAUUUAAUGUGGAUAUAAAGGAAAAUGAUCUUGAUCAGUUGAUAGUGAAAUAUGAUCUCCGCAGCUCUGGUAAAAUAUCCUACCCAGAUUUCUUCCGAAAUGUCAUAUUUUCCUCAAAGCCUCAAGAAAGCAACCUUCUGCAGAGGAUAAAACUGCACAAACCACGGAUACCCGCCAGUACAGGAGCUCAGAACCCGUUGUUUUUGGACGCUAUGCUGAGAAUACAGCCAAAGAUACUCAAUUGCUGGAGGCCACUAAGAAGAACAUUUCAGUCAUGUGACGAAGCACGGACGGGCUAUAUAAGUAUUACUGACUUUAAACAGGUGUUACGGAAAUAUGGUUUCAAUUUAUCAGAAGACGAAUUCUUCCACAUCCUGGGCUACUUCGAUAAAGAUUUAAAAUUAAAAUUAUCUUACAAUGAUUUUUUGAGUGAUUUUCUAAGAUAGAGAAGAAUUGUGAGUUUACGAUUGCCACCAUUCUGUGUGAUUGCCACAUAGCCGAUGAUUGUAUUUUUAAUUAAAGGGACAUUACAAUCAAUAUUUUCUAUCAUGCAUAUGAAAGAACAACAUUUAUAUCUAUUUUAUUUUAUUUUUUAAAAUGUUAGAUGAAAUCUGUUUACAUUUGAGUUGAAACUAAUACAGCAGUAUUGGUUUUGGAUUUCCUGCUAAUUCCUGCUGCCUGAUGAGAGCAAAUGCCUCUGCGUUACUGGUGGAGAGGGACAGACAACAAAAGAAAACAUUGACUGAAAUACAUUGUAAAUGUUUGUAUAAUGUCGGUGUUGGUCAUAAACUGCAGAGCAAUAAAUUACAUCAGAAUGUCAAAUAGGACCCUAAUCGUGUGUGCUAUUUCAGUUAACAAAUGUCUGCACCCUUUCAUGUUAUUGGUAAUGAAAAAAAUUAAAAUGUAUUAAGGUUUCUGCAUGAAGUGUUGGGAAACAAAAUUAUACUAAAUAUUUAAGCUGUAAACAAACUGACAUUUGCAAUAAAAUUGUGUGCUAAUAAAA